UGGCGAUGGAAUUGUUUGCUGAACGAAAUUGCGGUCGUUUGGAAAAGCGUAAUUACGGAUUACGUACAUCGCGCGAGAUGAAAGCAGGGGUACCGCGGACGAGCACAGCCACAUGUGGCUUUCAACAUGCUUCGCCAAGAGAUCUGGGACCAGGGGGCCCCACAAGGGAAACGGCUGCCCCGCAAAAGAUUGGAAAUUCUGCCGCCCAAAUUUUUAGAAUCUCGAGAUGUGUUGACCGCCUUCAAGAGCUGACCUGUAGGUGAGGAGCUGCGUCCUUCUUCAGUGCUUCAUCCUCCCCGCAUCAGUCUCUAUCAACAAUGUCUGCGACAACAACAGAAACCACGAUGGCGUCGGCGCCAGCGACCACCGCAAGUAAGCCCUUGGGCAUGCGCGUAAAUGGCAAGCAAUGGCAUGCCCCAAAGAAGGCGUUCCGCCCAACCAAGGGUUUGACCUCGUAUGAGGCGCGCGUCAAGUUGAGAGCGGACCAGGCAGCGAUGAAGGCAAAGGAGAAGGAAAUGAAGGAAGAAAAGGAGGCUGAGCGCAAGGCACGAAUGGAGGCCCUCAAGGCGAAGCGCGCGGCGAAGGAGGAGAAGGAACGAUACGAAAAGAUUGCCGAGAAGAUGCACAAGAAGCGGGUGGAGAGGCUGAAGCGCAAGGAGAAGCGCAACAAGUUGAUCAAUUCGUGA
Podospora pseudocomata is the source of this 686-nucleotide messenger RNA. RefSeq names its product rRNA-processing protein cgr1. Lineage: Eukaryota; Fungi; Ascomycota; Sordariomycetes; Sordariales; Podosporaceae. The transcript has 3 exons. The record is from RefSeq and is a predicted model, not a curated record. Bases 318 to 686 code for a protein of 122 amino acids.